UGCCUACAAACUGGUGUGCUAUUUCACUAGCUGGGCCCAGUUCAGGCCGACCCCGGCCUGGCUCCUGCCCAAGGACCUGGAUCCCACGCUGUGUACGCAUCUGGUGUACGCCUUCGCCUCGAUGCACCACAAUCGGAUCACCGCGCACGAGUGGAACGACGAGGCCGUCCUCUACCCCCAGCUCAACUCCCUCAAGAAGAGCAACAAGGACCUGCGCACGCUCUUGGCCAUCGGAGGCUGGAACUUUGGCAUGAGCAGGUUUUCUACGAUGGUCGCCACGCCUACAAACCGCAAAACCUUCAUCGACUCGGCCAGCGCCUUCCUGCGGCAGCAUGGCUUCGACGGCCUGGACCUCGUCUUCGAGUACCCCGGAACGAGGGGGAGCCCCCGCAGAGACAAGGGGCUCUUCACUGUCUUAAUCCAAGAAUUGCUGGAAGCUUUUGAAGCGGAAGCCCGGGCCACGGGUCGCCCUCGGCUCCUGGUCACAGCGGCCGUGUCUGCCUUCCGAAACACUAUCCAGCUCGCCUACGAAGUGGCUAGAAUCGGGGCACUCCUGGACUACAUCAGCGUCAUGACCUACGACUUCCACGGAAGCUGGAAUUCAGUCACCGGACACAACAGCCCUCUGCACGAGGGGCCCACGGACACGGGCAGGUCCAGCGACUUUAACUGCGCGUCGGCCAUGAAGCUCUGGAGGGACGGCGGGGUCCCCGCGGAGAAACUGAUCAUGGGCUUUCCCACUUACGGACGCACUUUCGACAUCGCGGGCUCUGGCCCGGGCGUGGGGGAUCCGGCCUUCGGGCCGGCCGACCCCGGCGACUACACGCAGGAGUCGGGGGUCUGGGCGUACUACGAGAUCUGUACCUUCAUCAAGGACGCGACGGUGCGGUGGGCCGAGAAGCAGAAGGUCCCCUAUGCCUACACGCAGAACCAGUGGGUCACCUUCGACAACGCGGACAGUUAUGCCUACAAAGCCCAAUUCGUGAAGGAGAACAGCUUUGGGGGGGCCAUGGUGUGGACCCUUGACAUGGACGACUUCAACGGUUCCUUCUGUGGCGAAGGUCCCUUCCCACUCGUCAGUAAGCUGAAGAACCUCCUUGAGGGCAGCAGCAAGUCCACGCAGGGAGAGCCACUUGUGCCGGCCACAUCCCCUCCGGUUUCCACUAUGGCCCGAGCCAAGGCGACCACCACGCCAACCAUCCCCACCUCCAGGACCCAGACCCUGGGCCCCUCGAUGCCCGUUCGGGGCGGCGAUGGCGGCGUGAGCCCUCGCCCUGGAGGUCCGACUCCCCCCAAAGGCAAGACCACCUCUUCCCCUGACACUCCAACUCCCGCCCUGGGCAACUCCUCUGCCACAGAGCCCACCGAAGCCACAGACCUGACUGUUCAGGGGUAGACCUUCGAGAGGAAACCCCCUCGACAGGGGCGGCGGGGAAACCCCCCAUUCUCCCCCAGGUUCAGAGUUGAGAGGGCUGGACCUCUCUGUCUUCCUGGAAUCUGGAAUUCAGAGAUAAGGAGAGAUCCACCAGUCCCACUGCCUGACAUCCUCUUUCCUGCUGAAUAAACUCAGAGC
Messenger RNA from Ornithorhynchus anatinus (platypus), 1573 nucleotides. Its product is annotated as acidic mammalian chitinase-like. The record is from RefSeq and is a predicted model, not a curated record. Gene Ontology annotation, cellular component: extracellular region. NCBI's taxonomy places the organism in Eukaryota, Metazoa, Chordata, Mammalia, Monotremata, Ornithorhynchidae. Gene Ontology annotation, molecular function: chitin binding; chitinase activity. The transcript has 9 exons. Gene Ontology annotation, biological process: carbohydrate metabolic process; chitin catabolic process. The coding region runs from base 122 to 1396 and encodes 424 amino acids.